Messenger RNA from Paramecium sonneborni, 1275 nucleotides. Lineage: Eukaryota; Ciliophora; Oligohymenophorea; Peniculida; Parameciidae. The record is from the annotation of a GenBank genome assembly.
AUGAAGCAUUUUAAAUAUUCCUCUAAAGAUAUUUAUACUUUUGAAAAUUUGGAUGAUUUGAAGAGAGAACUAAAAUUUGAUAAUAUUGGUUAGGUAAACAUUAAAGAAUAAGAACAAUUAAUAGAAUAUAUUGUAAAUAGAGAAAAAUUUAUGAGAUUAAGUGAUCUCAUUAUUUUUAUUGUAUUUUUUCAUUGAAAAUAGUCAAAUGAUUUUGUAAGAAUUCAUUUUGGUCAACUUUUGAUUUUAGUUUAAUCUUUAGCUAUAAAAGUUUAGAAAAUGGAAGAAAACAUGAUUUAACAUUAUUAUUUAGAUUCUAAUAGAAUUUGGUUACAUUUUAUUGAUUUAGAUUAAAGGCCGUCUAUUAAAUAUAAAUUGUUAGAUUAUGUUAUUAAUUUCACUGGUUAUCAAUGUCCAAAUUAUGAAAAGUUUGAUGAAAGCGUAGACUUAAAAAUCAAAGCAUCUAAAAAAAUACUUUUUAUUAUUAAAUAAAUUAUUUUAAGUUGUUAUCAGAAAAUUAUACUAAAACAGAAUUAAUAUCAAUAAGAUAAGGAAAAUAUUUUAAACUCAAUUUUACAUAAUAUUGAAAAUAAAAACUUAAAUGACUUUAUUAAACAAAUAGAUGAAUUUUUAGAAAAAUAUUAAUAUAAUAAACAAAAAUAAAUCAUUAAUUUAGAUGAAGAUAUUCAUAACAUGAGUGAUGUAAGGUAUGAUAAAUAAAUUCUCUAUUGGCGUGACAUAUAAAAAAUAAUACAUUAGGAAUAUACAACAGAAAAGGAAUAGCAACCAAUUAUAUUAGAAUAUUGCUUAUAUUAAUGCCUCCCUUCUAUUAUUUAAUAACUUAAUAGUACAUAAGAAUAUCAAAGAAUAAAUUAUAAUCCUGAAGUGACUAGAUAAAUGAUUGAAAAUACUUAAUCUUAAAUAAAUAAUAAUAUAUUAAAAUUUAUAAGAGAAUAAGUUUAAUCAGAAAUUGAUAAAUAAAUUUAAUAUUAUUAAUAAUUCUACAAAUUUACCUUUAAAAAAGAUGAAAUAACAAAUAGCUUAACAAAUGUUCUAAAUAAUCAUGUUAUAUUGAAAUAUUUUAAUAAUACUUACACAUACAAUUUUAAGGAUAAUUACAUUAUUAAUUCCGAUAAUUUACAAUAUUAAAACAAUAAUCUAUUUAAAGCAAUGUAAAAAGCAAUUUUAUAAGUUAUAACUCUAUAUGCAGAUGAUUAUUUUGCUAAGGAUAUAAAACUUAAACUUCAUAUUUUAGAAUUAAUAGAUAAUUUGAUUUGA